Molecule: messenger RNA, 1588 nt
Organism: Myxocyprinus asiaticus (Chinese sucker)
Lineage: Eukaryota; Metazoa; Chordata; Actinopteri; Cypriniformes; Catostomidae
Gene: penka
Product: proenkephalin a
Exons: 3
Coding region: 235-969 (244 amino acids)
Biological process (GO): neuropeptide signaling pathway; chemical synaptic transmission; sensory perception
Cellular component (GO): dendrite; plasma membrane; neuronal cell body
Molecular function (GO): opioid receptor binding
Source: RefSeq, a predicted model, not a curated record
AGAGCAGGUGUGGAGUUUACUCUCGUUGGGUGAGAUAGUACAUAACAGACAAACGACGUUUCUUUCACGCUCCAACAUCAGUUAAAAUUGACCAGCUCGUAGUUCUUGCAAGCUAGAAGUUGUCUUCUUCAAUCAACUCUUUUUUACUCCAUUUGAAAAGCUGUCCGUCUCGUGCACAUUCGUCCAUUCAACACUACGGUGGACGCUGCCAAAGAAAACUACUGUAAACAGCCCAUGGCGUUAAUUGUGAACUGGUGGACUCUGGCUUUGAGCGCCUGUCUCGUGCUGACGGUUCGAGCUGAAUGCGGCAGAGAUUGCGCGCUAUGCGUUUAUCGGCUGUUCCGUCAACAGAUAGAAAGUGACACAGUGACCUGCACAUUAGAGUGUGAAGGGACUGUGGACUCCAGAAAGCUGCAAAUCUGCAAAGACAUCCUGACCGAAGAGGAGCGCCUUGCUAUUGACAACCUCAAGCAAGCAGAAGACAGUGCAGACCAUCUGCUCGCCAAGAAAUAUGGUGGCUUCAUGAAGCGUUAUGGGGGCUUCAUGAUUAAGAAGUCAGCAGAGAUUGGUGCUGGAGCCCCAACUGAGAGUGAUGGCACAGAAACCAUUAGUAAGAAAUACGGAGGUUUUAUGAAGAAGAACAAGGCAGAGGGCGGAGCCGAAGACGAACAAGUGAAACUGCUGAGUGAGAUCCUCAGAGUUGGCCUCGGCUCAGAGUUAGAUGACCAAAAUGACGGGGACGUCGUCAAACGCUAUGGGGGCUUUAUGAGGAGCGUACAGGGGAACAGCGAUCUAGAGGAGGCGGGAAGAGACCUGCACAAGCGCUAUGGGGGGUUUAUGCGCAGAGUGGGCAGGCCUGAAUGGUUGGACAACCAGAAAAGCAAUGGGUUUCUGAAACGCACUUGGGAGGAUGGAGGUGAGACAGCGCUGCCUGAAUUGCAGAAGAGAUAUGGAGGAUUCAUGGAUUAGAAUCUGAUCAAGCAGAUUAAAAAAUGGACACCCAUCCUAAACAACCUGUCCCUACUUUGUGUAGAGCUUGCACUGUACCCAUUUCAUGUGAAGCCAUUUUUAAUUUCUAUUUAUUUUGGUCUUUGCUGCUGUAUAUUCCUCCAUAAUGUAAAAUGUAAAUUUCUGUUCUCAGUGAUUAGGGUUUGUGUAAAAACAAUUAAAGAAAAAUAUAUAUAUUCUCCCCUCUGUGCUGUAAAUGCAAUCAUGCAUCAGACAUUUGGUCAAGGGACAUUUGGUAAAGAUAUGGACAUCAGGCAGCUUAAGAUACUCUUUUACACCACAGAGUGUUAUGCGUUCCUCAUUUAAUGAUCUAACCAUUUCUGGGUCACCUCACUAAAAUUACUUUUUACAGUGUUGCUUUGUUUUCUGAAGAUCUCAUCACAUUAGCAGGUCUGCUUCCUUCAUUGCACAUAGUAGGUGAGGUUAAGUGUCCAGUCUACCAUCUGCACUUGAUGUGUUUGAUUAAUACAUUUCUUUUAACAACUGUUCAACAGCUUUUGUUUUUGUUUAAAUCAAUGCAACAUUUCUGAGCUAUUAUCUGUACAGAAUACAAUAAAUUCAUCUUACUGCAGAAGUUAAA